CGCUCGUUCUGUACCGCUUGACUUCUCGUUUAUGCGUCAACACAGCCUUCCUGUUCAACCACACCGGCGGCAGCCUCCACGCAGUCUAGUCAGGCGACCUCGUGGAAACCAAGCACGACGUUGUCGUCCAGCAGGCAAAAGCCGAGCUCGUCGUCUUCCUCGUCCUGGCUGUCUUCUUGCUUGUCGUUGUCGGCGCCUCGCAGUUGGGCCCCACCCUAGAGCCGGUGCUCUCAGGUCGGCUGGCGCGCAUGCCCCGCUCCACCAGCACCGCGCCCGCCGUGGCGCCCUCGACCUAGAACAGCAUGCCACUGAUCCCGACGUCGCCUACCUGCCCGGCUUGCCCAUCUGCAAUCACGACGACGGUUGCAUGUAAAAAUCCACGUUAGGCAGCGACAUCGCCUGGGCCAUUUGCCAGGCAGCAGUGAAAACAUUGAUUGAUCAAGGCAGACAGCUACCAACAACCCGCUUUCUCGCAUCACCUCCAAACUCCCAUCACACACACGUACUUUCUCUCCACGAAUCCUCUGAUUGCCAUUCCGUCCCCGUUCCCAAAGGAACGCCCGACCAUGUCGUCCCCCGCUGCCGCCUCGGCCUUCGCUAGCAUCAGCGAACUGCUUCUCCUCGUGGCUGAAAAUUUGGACCGCGACACGGCCCUCUUCGCCCAGCUCUGCCGCGUCAACCGGCGGUUCAACGCCAUUUUCAGCCCGUUUCUGUACCGCGCGUGCGACAUCCGGACCACUGGCAGGAUGUCUGGGCCGCGGACAUGCUCGCAUCUCGCCCACACCAAGAGCUUCUCGCUCAGGUUACCUGACAAUUCCGGCGAUUUCAACCUCGACGAUGUGGCCUCGGCCCCCGAGUUGAUCAGGAAAAUGCCGGCAUUGGAAACUUUUGAAUGGGCGGGCCAACCCCUACCGCAUGAUGCCCCCCAAGCUCUCAAGUCGUGCCAGAAUCUCAAGUCUGUCCACAUCACGUAUCCGGAAGAGAUUGAAGGGGAUUACUUCGAGCUGGCUGAGUGUGAUUGGGACGUCAACGAACAAGGCUGGAAACCUGGAAUCGACAAGUAUUGCAGCAAAAAAUCUCUCGAAUAUAGCCGCCUAUUCUACGCCCAGGAUCUGUCCACCCUCGCUGGCCUGGAGUCCCUUGUCCUCGAACACAUCUACGGUAACAUGCAUCUGUGGGAGCGCCACCUGGUUCAGAUUCUCCGGAACUGCCCAGAUCUCCGCAAGCUCGGCCUGUCCGUAGCCAGGCAGGCGAUUGUUCGCUGUGGUGGGAACGGAAGCUGGGAGAUGUGGGGCUUCCUUGACCGCCUCUGUGAUGCCUACAGCCUCUCGCCCGGAGGAUCAGCACCGACGACUUCGCUGCAGCUGCGCUCCCUUGGAGCCGGAACGGGGGUGUACGUGACGGAAGCGACCUCGAUCGACAAGCUCACCAACCUUUCGCUCCUCGAGGAGGUCGAGCUUGACGUCGGCAACAUCUGGAACGGGAGAGGAGUUGAACACUAUGUGUUCGAGGUCGAGGAAACGUACGUCGUCAACUAUGAGCUUCUCCUCUCGCCCGACGCCUGCCCAAACAUGCGCAGGAUUCGCCUGAGCCACAUGGGACGCAGAGCUUUCGACAAUCUAAAGAACCUCCACAGAAUCAACCAGGACUUUCUGCGCCGGCUUGUCGUCGAGGUCGAUAAUAACAACUGGUCGGAGCACUGGUUGAAGGAGUGGAUCGACCUGACCUUCCCGGGCACAACCCCAACGGGAUGGGUGUGGAAAGGGAAAUCGUUGAUACUCUAUCCUAUGGACACGCCAAGCGAGGACUGGUGACGUUCCAUGCAGCACAAGAUGCGGCUGGCCAGUCCUGCAGAUGUAUGGCCUUGAAAAGGGGACAUGUUCCGCAGAGUGCUGGCGUAUUGGGACCGCGCCGCGGCGGUCUUGCCUCCCGCUCCCUCUCUCCCUCGAGACUUCCUCUAAAGUGUGCUCUAUCAAACCCAUCUUCCUCCCGGCCGCCGCCGGCUUACGCCGCGCUCGCCAUCCUGCUCGGAUCGCGGCUUGUGUGGAAGCGCGCGUGCGGGAGCAUAGUCGGCGUCGGCUUCAACCGGUCCAAUCCGGCCUUCAACACGCCGAACUACAAGGCCGGUGACGGGCGCCCGGACGGGAUCCUGGUCAAGAUGGUGCUCUGUGUGAGCGGCGCGGAUGUGUCCAUGGUGGUUUGACAAGACUUGAGCGGGACACGCACCCGUCGUAUUAUUUGAAGGCAGCCGCGAAUAUCGAUACAGCCAUAAUUUAUACUUGGAAGCCGAUGCACGUAUACUCCACUCCCCUUCAGGUCCCCCUGCCCCUUGCAAACUUUUCGUUCCCAGCCG
Messenger RNA from Gaeumannomyces tritici R3-111a-1, 2353 nucleotides. RefSeq lists its product as hypothetical. NCBI's taxonomy places the organism in Eukaryota, Fungi, Ascomycota, Sordariomycetes, Magnaporthales, Magnaporthaceae. The transcript has 3 exons. The record is from RefSeq and is a predicted model, not a curated record. The coding region runs from base 567 to 1814 and encodes 415 amino acids.